This is a messenger RNA of Sungouiella intermedia, 2292 nucleotides long. The record is from the annotation of a GenBank genome assembly. Lineage: Eukaryota; Fungi; Ascomycota; Pichiomycetes; Serinales; Metschnikowiaceae.
AUGGAGUUGGAGGAGGAGGUUAUACAAGGGAAAAUAGACUUGGCCACCCAUCAUUUUCGAUCGAAAAACUUCUCCAAAUGUCUCGAGCUCUUCAACGAAAUCACUGCAUCUUUCCUGUCGUUGGAUCGACACGAACUUAAAGCAAUUAGGAAACACUAUGCUCUACCUUCCGAUCCCAUACCUGGAGAGAAGCUUGUGCAUCCACAACUAGCCACGGUGCUUGACUUGCGAGCUGCUACCUACGAGAAGCUUGGUGAAUUCCAGAAGGCCAUGAAAGAUGCUCACACAAUCAUCUCCAUCAAGCCCAGUGACUGUCGAGGCUACCUACGAAAAGGUAAGCUCCUUCUUCGUGAAACAAAUACGAGAGAAGCUUAUCAAUGUUUCCAGCAAGGUAGAUAUUAUGUGAAAAGAGCAAAGGAGCAGCUUGGUGUGGAAGUUUCCGACAGGUUGCUAGCCAAAUUGGAAGCUGAGUAUCAGAAACUUAAUGCUCACUUAAAGAUUGAACGAGAGCGAGAAAAAGGGAGUUCUCUGAAACAAACAAAGGAAAAGUCUCUGAAACUCUCCACUGUUUUGUCUGUGAAACAUCCGGCGUCCAAAUCAUCGCUUUCUGCUGGUAAAUCCAAGAGUUUCCCGUCAGCCUUACAAAUGAAGCUUGAUGAGAUGCUACCUCUCAAAAGAAGCAAGUCAAGCUCGCAUAUGGAGGUAAAGAAGCAGAAAGUUCAAAAUUUUUCUCCUCAAGACCUCUUCCGAGUUCUUCCUGGAGAUGUUAUCCAACAUAUAUUCUCACUUCUUCCUCCCAGCACUCUUUUGACAUGCCACAAAGUCUGUCGAUACUGGUACCAGUCACUCACAUCCUUGCCAGACUUAUACAAACAUAUUUUUACUCUUAAGCACGGCAUCACUCCGUCAGAGUACUUUCAGGGCCUUAAAUUGGUCAAGAGGGUUCUGCAGAUCCGUUACUCCAGAUCUGUUCAUGCCAUAAGAUUAGGAUCUACGACCAAUCUUCCCAACCUAAACAAGAUUCUCGAAAGUAUUAUAACAGAUAAAACGUUGCGGCUCAAUAGACUUGAGAUUAUCAACAAGCUGGUCUGCUUUGAGUAUCUAAUAAAAGUGCUAGAUAAGUGCAACUGGAACUACGAAGCGUUACAGACAAUUGAAUAUUUACGCUUAGGUUUGAACUCUUCGAUCCCAUCAUACCGGGCAUUUCUAAAGUUGUUCCCCCAGUUGCGGUCGUUGGACAUUAUCAUCAUUGAUCAGAAAUUCCGAGAGACAAACAAAUUCUUUCUUCCUCUUGACUUGACAAAUAUGAACCUAUUCCUCAAGGAAUCAGAGAUGCUUGAAUCGAAUGACAUAUUGGAGAGUCUUUCGUUAGUCAACCAUACGGCAUUAACAAAAGAUUUUCAAAGUAGAGGGUCCGGGGAUCGGACAUAUUACACUAAACCACGCUUUCUAGCGAUCAAAAUGACAAACUUAAGGAAAUUAACUGCCGUCAAUUUCGACUUUUCAAAUUUGGAAAUUGAUUUAGGUCGCUUUUUAUCUUUCAAUCUGCAAUUGAAAGACCUCUACUUGGAGAAUAACACCAACCUCAGCAUGAAGGACUUUCUAACUGUUCUUCGACUGUACGAGCCAGAAUUCCACCUCGAUAGACUUACAAUGCGUGAAAAGCAACCACAGCCUUCAUACGGAAUGGCAGAAAUGGAUGUUGAGGGUAUUAGGUGUCUUCAUUCCUUGAAGCAUUUAGAUAUAUAUGGUAGCUCGCUCUCAUGCCGAGGAUUAUUGAAAAUGUUGUCGAUAGCCAACCAUCAAUUCCAGCUUCAAUCGCUCAAUAUUGGAAAUUCCUGCUAUAUCUAUCUUAAGAGAGACAGUUUUGUCCGUGGACGAGAAGUUUUGAACUUCGGUCAGGUCUUUGAGCUUGUUCCUGGACUUCAAAAUCUUUACUUGAAUGAAUUGGACUUGGAUAAUGUCUCGAUGAAAUUUUUGCAUAAUGACCUCGUGAAAGUCACAGGGUAUACAGAAUGUCCUCUUAAAGUGCUUGACUUGUCAUUUUGUCACCAGAUUGAUGGUAUCGGCUUGAUGAAUCUUGUCAAUGCAUCCUAUUCGCAACCAAGUGAGGCAUCUACGUUACAAUUUGACGAGCUCAUUUUGGAUGGGCUUAGCAUCAACAAACUGACAUUAUCCUUACUUUCCAAACGAGAACUAGUGACAAAAGUUACUUGCGACCCUUUAAAGGCCAAAUGGCGCCAGUAUGGCAUAAAUUCAUUUGUACAAGAUGUUGUCCAAAAUCAGCGGUAG